CACUGGUUAAUUACUAGUAUCUGUGAAGGUGAAAUUCCAAAAUCGAGAGUUGUGGAAAUGGCAGCGAUAACUCGGCUUCACCCUCCUUCUCUCUUGUCCUCCUUCAAAUCUUCCUCCUCACUCAUCAUUCGCUUCCCCUCUUCUUCUACCCUCUACUCCCCUCGCCGUCUUCGCAGUCUCUGCUCCAACGCCCAGGCUCAGGUUUCAACUGCGGAAGCCAAUGGAUCAAUAGUUGGGGAUCUACUGGACUACCUCAACGAGUCUUGGACUCACUUUCACGCUACCGCCGAAGCUAAACGACAACUCAUUGAUGCUGGUUUUCAUUUGCUGAAUGAAAAUGAUGAGUGGGACCUUAAGCCUGGUGGACGCUACUUCUUUACACGAAAUAUGUCUUGUUUGGUUGCGUUUGCUGUUGGAGAGAAGUGA
Molecule: messenger RNA, 426 nt
Organism: Fragaria vesca subsp. vesca
Lineage: Eukaryota; Viridiplantae; Streptophyta; Magnoliopsida; Rosales; Rosaceae
Product: probable aspartyl aminopeptidase-like
Exons: 3
Coding region: 58-426 (122 amino acids)
Biological process (GO): proteolysis
Molecular function (GO): zinc ion binding; aminopeptidase activity
Source: RefSeq, a predicted model, not a curated record